Messenger RNA from Angiostrongylus costaricensis, 678 nucleotides. The record is from the annotation of a GenBank genome assembly. NCBI's taxonomy places the organism in Eukaryota, Metazoa, Nematoda, Chromadorea, Rhabditida, Metastrongylidae.
AUGUUCGUAUUGGCAUUACUUGAAGAUACGGUGGUAAUAAAACCUCAUGAGCUUGGAGAAGAUGUAGAAUCGGUGUUAAUCCGUCGAAUUAAUCAACGACUUUCGAAUAGAAUCGUGCCAGAAUUGGGUUUAUGUAUAUGUGCUUAUGAUCUCUUGGAAGUAGGUGUGAUAUAUAUUCUCCCUGGCGAAGGAAGUGGCCACACUCGAGUUAAAGCUUUGGCCGUAAUAACUGGAACAAAAGUAGCUUACUUUCAGUUCCGCUUAGUGGUUUUCCGACCUCAUAUUGACGAGGUGAUUGAGGCACGUGUCAUCUUCUCUAGCAGUCAGGGUUUGAAACUUUCAGUGGAUUUCUUUGAGGAUAUUACUAUACCUGCUGAUCGACUACCAGAACCGCAUGUUUUUGAACAAAGCGAACAGGUUUGGUACUGGGAGUAUCCAUCAGAAAAUGGUGAGCCACCCGCUAAACUAUAUAUGGAUCCUGGAAAGAUAGUUCGGUUUCGCGUGGUGCAAAACAUAUUUAAAGAUGUUAAGCCAAACCUCACACCAGAGGAAGCCCAAACUGAAAAAUCAUACGAAAUUAUUGGUACGAUGGUCGAAACAGGAUUGGGUUGUGUUGCAUGGUGGUCGUCGACGGGUGAUGACAUUACAGAUGAAGUAGAGGAAAUGGAUGAAGAGUAG